UGUUUUUGAGCAAAUAAUGGGUUUGUACGCAUGUAAACGUAGAGAACUGACCACACUCAACGUACAGCGUCUCGUCGUGGUUCGAGAAUCGGAAACUACACAAAACAAACGAUGGAUUCCGACUGCAGAGAGGCCGGUGAAGAAUACAACUGCCAAUCAAUUGGUAGCAGUGGAAGGAGGAGGAGGAGAUGAUAAUGGUGUUAUCAGAAACAAGUGUUUGGAUAAGGAGAGAGAUGCUCUCCUUCAAUUCAAAGCAAACCUUCAUGACCCUGAUGGUCGUCUCUCUACAUGGGGAACCGAAGAAGAUGACUGCUGUAACUGGAUUGGAGUCAGGUGCCACAGCCAAACAGGUCAUCAUGUCACGGAGCUUGAUAUCAGCCACUAUAAUAUUGGAGGUGAGAUUAGCUAUUCAUUGGUUAACUUAACCUACUUGAAUCUUCUUGAUCUUUCCUCCAACUCUUUUCAUGGAACCAUUCCCACCUUCAUUGGUUGUUUGACCGAAUUAAGGUACCUUGACCUUUCUGAUAACUCUCUUUAUGGAAUCAUUCCUUCAGAGUUUGGAAACCUCACCAAGUUGCACAUGCUUUAUCUUCGAGAUCUUGGAAGUUGUAGAGUUGAAAAUGUAGAGUGGCUAGUUCAUCUCUCUCAUCUACAACAACUUGAAAUGGAUGGGAUAUCCCUAGCCAAAGAAAAUCAUUGGGUAGAUGUUAUUCUGAGUCUCCAAAAACUAACACAUUUAAGUUUAUUGGGAUGUGAGCUCUCACACGUCAUGUAUCCAUAUUCUUCAUUUCUCAACUCUUCUUCAUCUAUAUCUUUCCUUUAUCUUGGAAACAACAAUCUUACAUCAUCAAUGUUUCGUUGGUUGUCCCCAUUGACCAGCGAUAAGCUUCGUCAUCUUGAUCUCUCUAGCAACAUGUUAGAUGGGAUACCCAAAUAUCUUGGUAACCUCUGUAGGUUGGAACAUUUUGAAUUUCAUAACAAUUCUGCUGUUGUCAGUUUUCCUGAUUUUCUCAACAACUUGUCUGGAUGCACAUUGCGUACAUUAGCAGAGUUGGAAGCUUCUCAUAGCCAUUUUACAGGGCCACUCUCAGAUAUGAUUGAAAAAUUUUCUUCCCUAGAAAGAUUGUCCCUAUCCAGUAAUCAAUUAAAUGGCGCUAUAAAUGAGAAAUUGUUUGAACUUCCCAACCUUCUUGAUAUAGAUCUUUCACAAAACUCAUUCGAAGGAGGUCCUUUUCUAGAUCACAUGUCAAAGCUUUCUUAUGUAGAGUAUCUUAAUGUGAGCUCUGCCAAGCUAGGGCCUUGCUUCCCCAAAUGGAUUCAAACACUCAAACAUCUUACCCGUCUGGAUAUUGCCAACACUAGAAUUUCAGACACAAUUCCUCUGGGGUUUUGGGACAUGUGGCCUUCUCAAUUACAAUAUUUGAAUCUCUCUUCGAACAAUAUCAGCGGGAAAAUACCAGAUUUAUCGUCAAAUUUUGACUACAAUGCAGUGAUAGAUUUGAGAUCUAACAACUUUUCCGGUCUGAUACCAAAUGUUUCUUCCACUGUGCAAUCGCUAAAUCUUUCCAAAAACAAAUUCUAUGGAGGAAUCUAUUUUUUAUGCCAAAUUGCAGAUGGCUAUUUAAGAUUUCUUGACCUCUCCGAUAACUUUCUAACCGGACAUCUUCCAGACUGCUUGUGGCAUUUCAAAGAACUAAAAAUUCUUAAUCUAGGAAACAACAAUCUAUCUGGAAGGCUUCCUCCAGCUGUUGGAUGUUUGAUCGAACUCGAGGCAUUGUAUUUAUACAAGAACAACUUUUCUGGAGAAUUGCCUCUGUCUUUAAGGAGUUGCACGAGUUUAACCUCGUUGAAUUUGGGGGCUAAUAAGUUUUCUGGUAAUGUGCCUGUUUGGAUUGGGGAAAACUUAACAAGGUUGUAUGUUCUUAUCCUAAGCUCAAACAACUUCUUUGGAACCAUCCCUUUACAAUUAUGUCAACUACCGAAUCUUCAUAUUCUAGACUUGUCAAGGAACCAUCUCCAUGGAACCAUCCCCUCGUGUUUGAAUAAUCUUACGAGCAUGGUUCAAGGAGGAUUCUCAGCUACACAAAUCGGACAUUUUUUCUAUUCAAUUUCACAUUUUUGGCAUGGUUCAACAAGUUAUUUUGACCAUGCAGUGAUUGAGUGGCAAGGAGCUGAACGUGAAUUCAUCAGAUUUAAUCUGGGAUUGUUGAAGACCAUUGACCUGUCAAGCAACAACUUGACAGGAACAAUCCCUCUUGAACUGACCAGUCUUGUUGAACUGGUUGCACUGAACUUAUCAAAGAAUACUCUACUUGGAGAGAUUCCUUGGAAAAUUGGUCAGAUGGGAAACCUUUCAGUUUUGGAUUUAUCUAGAAACAAUUUGUCAGGAGGGAUGCCAUCAAGCAUGUCUCAAAUGAAUUUUUUGGGUUACCUGGAUGUGUCAUAUAAUAACUUGUCAGGGAGAAUCCCAUCUAGUACACAACUCCAGUCCUUUGAACCAUCAAGAUACGAUGGAAAUCCAGGACUAUGUGGACCUCCCAUUUACAAGACAUGUCAUGGAGAUGAAGAACUUGAAGAACCACCUGUUGUUGUUGGUAGAAAUGAGGGAGAUGAGGAAGGUGUUGGUGAAGUUUGGGGAUGGUUCUAUAUUGGUGUAGGGACUGGUUUUGCUACUGGAUUUUGGAUAGCAUGUGGUGUCUUACUUCUCAACCAUCGAGGGAGACAUGCUUUUUCUCUGUUCUUUGAUGGCUUCAAAGAUUGGGUUUAUGUGAAGGUGGUUGUAUUUGUUGCAAAUUUGCAGAAGGUUAGACAGACAUAGUUUCUCAUCUUGUUUUCUAGUAUGUAAAUAUGUUGUUUUGAACACACCUAUUACUGUUCUUAUUUAGGGCUAGAGACAUAGGAAUGUAAUUUGGCAUGGGCAUUUAAGUCCCCAAUAUUAAUAAGAUUGCCACAAACACUAUGGGUGGCCAUUUUAUCGUGCUGUGUAAAAUAACAUCCUGAAAAGUUCAUAUCUUUGAACCAUAUAAACACAAGAUCUUGUAUAUUUUUUUUUAAAAGAUUAUUUCUAGGAUAAUUUUCAGUGUAGAGUAUUUGAAGAAUUAGUGUUUAAAAGACAUUACAUCCAUAUAUACAUGUUACUAUGAUGCUUAUGUUCGUAGGUUGUUUUUUAAAUUGGCAAAAAAUGAAAAAUAGCAAGAUGGAAAAACUGGUUUGACAAGAAGAAGGCUGAGCUGAGGGAGUUGGAGGCAGAAUUGACCAAUGUUCAGUGCAGCAACCAACUCAAGGGGACAGUUAAGUAAAGAGCAAUACAAAAUGAUGGAAACUCAAGAACACAUUUAUUGGUUGCAAGGUUGCUAAGUAGAUUAUUUGCAGAAUUUCCAAUUCAUGCAAUCUGUUUCCCCUGUUCUUGGGAUUCUGAUGUCUGUUUUUAAUAAAAACGAAGUCACUUUAAUCUAUGUUAUAAAAUUUAGUAUAUGUUACUGACAAA
Molecule: messenger RNA, 3487 nt
Organism: Lactuca sativa (garden lettuce)
Lineage: Eukaryota; Viridiplantae; Streptophyta; Magnoliopsida; Asterales; Asteraceae
Product: receptor-like protein EIX2
Molecular function (GO): protein binding
Source: RefSeq, a predicted model, not a curated record